GUUCAUUUCAGCAGAGUUGGGAUCAAUUUGUGUGCCUUGGAAACGAAAACCGACCAAAGAGAAAGAGACCCGUCAUCUCAAGUUGUUAUUAUGAAAAUUCCAACGCGUUAAUAAGAUUUUAUCGGUAAUCUUAUAUUUUGAAUUCAUGCGGAGAACACAAAAUCGAAAAAACUUUACAAGAAGACGCCGUGGUCCAAUGUGACGCAGUUUUGCAGCGAUAAUAAAAAUCGCGAUCAAAACAAAAAUGAAGCACAAGUGGCUGCUGCUGGUGCUAGCCGCUGUGUGGAUAGGCCAGGGCUUUGCCCAGAACGAUCGUCUGCAAAGAGCCGGCCGCAACAAGGACGGCAUUCUAAAAAUAAAGAAGGAAGGCUUCUUUGAUGGUGGAGAGGAGGAUAACGACGACCCGGUCACUCUUGACGCUGAAGUCAUUCAAAUUGUGCAGGCACCUGAUCUUUCAGGUGGUCCUCCAGAGGAUGAAGACCAUGGCGAUCUGGACGCUGAUGAAGAUACCCUAGAAGAAUCCACCCCAGAAACGACUGAACCGCCUAGAGAACUAACUCCUGAAGAAAUAAAAGCUAAUGAAUUGUUCACCAAUGCAUGGGCUAUGCUAAACGCAACAAGGCCAAACAAGAAAGCAGCCUUUGGUCUGAUGCAGGCUGCUGCUGACAUGGGACACGUCAAAGCCCAAGCAAAGCUGGGCUGGGCCUACUUGCUUGGGUCCCCAUUUGAGCAAAAUAUCACAAAGGCUGUGGAAAUUUUCCAAGAGCUUGCAAACAGAGGUGACCCGGACAGCCAACUGGGUCUUGGAUUUAUGUUUGCAACCGGUUUGGGAGUUGAGGCGAGUCAAUCAAAAGCACUAGUCUACUAUACUUUUGCCGCCCUGGGCAAAAAUACAUUUGCGCAAAUGGCUUUGGGCUAUAGGUACUGGGUCGGUGUUUCCGUCACCACAAGUUGUGAAAAAGCUUUGGACUUUUACAGACAAGUCGCUAACUCAGUUGCGGAGGAAGUAUCCUUGUCUGGAGGAGCUGCCGUCCAACGAGUCAGACUUUUGGAUGAGAUGGAAACACCAGGCUACAACUCGGGAAUCCUUGACAACGACCUGAUGGAGUACUACCAAUUGUUAGCAGAGAAAGGGGACGUCCAAGCGCAAGUUGGACUUGGCCAGCUGCACUAUCAAGGAGGCCGAGGUGUCCAACAAGACCCUCAAAGGGCGCUUCACUACUUUUUGCAAGCUGCCGAUGCUGGAAAUCCAGUUGCAAUGGCCUUUCUUGGAAAAAUCUACCUGGAAGGCUCUGAUUUGGUAAAGCAAGACAAUGACACUGCCUACAAGUACUUCAAGAAGGCAGCCGACUUGGGAAAUCCAGUAGGCCAAUCUGGUCUUGGACUGAUGUAUUUGCAUGGAAAAGGCGUCACGAAGGAUUACACCAUGGCCCAGAAAUAUUUCACCAUGGCUGCUGAUCAAGGCUGGGUGGAUGGCCAAUUGCAAUUGGGCAACAUGUAUUUCAGUGGAUUGGGUGUGAGGAAAGAUUACAAACUUGCCAACAAGUAUUUCAGUCUGGCUUCCCAAUCCGGACAUGUCCUUGCAUUUUACAAUCUAGCUCAAAUGCAUGCUGCUGGAACUGGAAUGAUGCGCUCUUGUCCAACAGCAGUUGAGCUGUUCAAAAAUGUGGCCGAGAGGGGCAAAUGGGGUGAAAAACUUAUGGAAGCUCAUAAUCACUAUCGCGAAGGUCGAGUCGACGAAGCUUUUGUCACAUACGCUUUCUUGGCCGAACUUGGUUAUGAAGUUGCCCAGAGCAACGCUGCUUUCAUUCUUGAUAAGGAUGAGGUUGAACUGUUUUCCACAAACGAAUCCUUGGUGCGAGCUCUGCGUUAUUGGGGCCGAGCUGCAGCCCAAGGUUCCGGCACUGCUCAGGUCAAACUGGGCGACUACCACUUCUACGGAUUAGGCACUCCUGUUGACUACGAAGCAGCCGCUGCCCAUUAUCGGUUGGCAUCUGAGCAGCAGAACAAUGCUCAGGCCAUGUUCAACUUAGGGUACAUGCACGAACAGGGUCUAGGAAUGGUUCAGGACAUGCACUUGGCCAAACGAUGCUAUGACCUAGCUGCAGAGACGAGCCCAGAUGCAAAAGUUCCUGUAACUCUUGCCCUCAUGAAGUUGUCGCUUGUCUUUGGACUCAAAUACUUCCAAGAGGGUGGUUGGCAAGAUUGGGUUCUCUUGCUGCAAAUUGACCGAGCGCUGGGUCCGAACUGGGACCUUUAUUUGAUAUCAUGCCUCGUAGCCACACUGGCUCUUCUGGUGUACCUGCGAAGACCUCCACAGCCGUAGAGAAACUGACUGCAAAGUAAAUAUUGAACAGGAUUUUUUAUGAACGAGUUUCUAGCUGUGUCGCGGAUAGAACUGCCACGCGGCACUGAGCUGAUUGAUCACUAAUUAAUUGGAUUUCCAUAAAGCGCGGGUUAUAAGUGGACCGUUUACAAGCGAUGAUUUUAGUGUUACGAUAACAGUUACAUAAUGUGUGAAGCAACGUCCCCGUUAAGUUUUACCAAAGGAAUUGACCUCCUGUUGUGAUGCGGUUUGUUAUAAAUUUUGAUUGUUCUUCCACUUUCUAUAGUUUUGCUUUUUUUCUUUCAAUGGCUGCCUCAUGCCAUAAAAAGUAAUUAUUAAUAAUUGAUGAUUGUUGUUGUGUAAAUUAUGUGGAUGCGCACUGUGUAAAAAUGAACAUUAAAAGCGAUUGACUUAUAUUGUAAA
This is a messenger RNA of Neocloeon triangulifer, 2749 nucleotides long. RefSeq names its product protein sel-1 homolog 1 (gene Hrd3). Lineage: Eukaryota; Metazoa; Arthropoda; Insecta; Ephemeroptera; Baetidae. Gene Ontology annotation, biological process: ERAD pathway. The transcript is spliced from 11 exons. Bases 245 to 2326 code for a protein of 693 amino acids. Gene Ontology annotation, molecular function: protein binding. The record is from RefSeq and is a predicted model, not a curated record. Gene Ontology annotation, cellular component: endoplasmic reticulum membrane.